UGCUUGCGUGUGCGAGUCAAAACGUUGCAUGUUCGGAGGCCGUGCUGGAAAAUGAGCUAACAGAAGCAUCCAGUGGGUAUGUCCAAAGGCAAUAGUAGGGCAGCUCGCCCGCUGCCAGAGCUACAAGAUGGCGUCUCCACCACCAAUACUGGUAAUAUACAGCACUCCAUAUAAUUAUAGGUAUCUCGUGUUCUUGUUCAAUCCCAUCAUGUGCAGAUUUACAAUCAACUCCCAAAGGAAGUGGAAACAGGCUCCCGUCGUUACGGCCCAAACGAGACCUCACACUGGGCGGACCUCCUCCACCAAGGAACUCCAAGAAAACUUUUGCACCUACUAUUCCCGUGAGGAGGAAGAAGGUGGCAACUGAACCUGUCGUGCCACCAUCACCUGAUGGCGCACGUCGCCGCAGAGAGAGAG
Geodia barretti is the source of this 417-nucleotide messenger RNA. The record is from the annotation of a GenBank genome assembly. NCBI's taxonomy places the organism in Eukaryota, Metazoa, Porifera, Demospongiae, Tetractinellida, Geodiidae.